Molecule: messenger RNA, 3980 nt
Organism: Caenorhabditis sp. 36 PRJEB53466
Lineage: Eukaryota; Metazoa; Nematoda; Chromadorea; Rhabditida; Rhabditidae
Source: the annotation of a GenBank genome assembly
AUGCCGACAACAUCGUUCACUGUCGCUCCUGCCGCUCAACUCGUAACUCAUGGAAACAGAAAAACGACACCGCACGAAGGUUUUAUUGAGGAGAAAACAUUGUCAACAGCUUCUGCAAACAAUCAUGAGACUCCUCAGACGGAGCGCUCAACAGAGAGCUCUACGCCGGAAACAACUACUUUACAACAUUCUAAGACUACGACUCGUUCAAAGAUCAUUCAUGUUGGACCCAACGGAGUUGUCGAAAAAGUAGACGAAAGUGAGCAACAAAGGCCAGAGGAGAAAGAGCAAGGAGAAGAAGAAGAAGGUGGAAAUGGGCAUGGAGAGCAUGCUGGAACUGGUAGUGUGAUGGUAACUGAUACAGGAUCAGACAAGAUUAUUCAUAUUGGUUCUACGGUGGAAACUUCUCACUCUUCUACUUUUUCAACGACAUUUGACCUCACUCCCAGCACGGAAAUCACUGCUACCACGGAAACUACCAAAAGGACAACACAUACUGUCGGCAAUCCGGAAGUCGAUGACUGUCUCCAAAGAAUGGGAGCAGGAAAUGGAGGAGAGGUGGUCGUUUGUGACUGUCCUAAUGGACAGUUCAAAAACGACGCAAACGGGCAAUGCGAAGGUGCUGUAAAUUUGUGAUUUUCUAUAUAAUGUCAUAAUUUUCAGAGACUCUAUCUCUUAUGAAUGUAAAGGUUCACGUUAACUCAAUCUGCAACUCGGAUCGUACAUCUUUCGAACAAAAACAAAGAAUAUUACGUCAAAAGGUAAAACAGAACGCUAUUAUGGACAUUUUCUAUGCAAUAUUUCAGAUCGGCUCAUCAUACAGAUCCUGCAUUCGCCCCGCUCUCCAUGGAACUUCUCUUGUUGCAACAAUUAGAUGUGAACAGUGCUCUAUCACGGAGGUAAACCAUCUUCUGAACACCAGAUCUUUUGGAGAACCCGGAAGUCUGAACGUGACAACGGAAGGUAUACAACAUUCUUAGUUGCUAAUCAUUCUCCAAAUGUAUGUUCAGCUUUUGGUGCAGAGCUAUGCUCUGAUUCUGCUUUAAAUCAUUGUCACGUUUAUUCGGAAUGUCUUGUGGAUGCUGAAGGACUACGCUACGCCUGUAGAUGUAAGGACGGAACUACAGAUGCAUCUGAUGGUUAUGGAAGGCAAUGUGAAGGGUUUCCUGCUGAAUCUGAGUGAGUUGUGAGAUACAUCAGCUUGAUGACUGCCAGCGCAUUUCAGUUGUAUCAUGGUAUUCGGUAUCUGCCUCAUUGUCUGGUUACUGUUUCUUCUCGGAGCAUUCAUGCUGUCGUUACUAGGUUGCCUAGCCUGUUAUUCUCUUUGUCAAUACCGUUGUUGCCGACAAAUUGCAAUACAUCCAGCAGAUGCGGAUGGUCUCCAAACUGUGGUAUUUCUUGCAGUAAUCUUAAUUAUUUCUCAGUCCAAAACUUUAGGUUAUUGGUCCGAAAGCUGCAAAGAGUCUGGAUCCUAAUAGAGAACGGCUACCCCACAUGAAAGCCAUCUUUGCUGAUAGUCUGAAAUACAGUGCAAAGGGUUCCACAUCGGUUGCCAGUGCUUUUGCGUUAGCAGAUUUCAGAAGGAAGAAAGUAUCGAGACCACCUGAAAUGAGUAAAGUGCCAGAAGAAGUUGGCGAGGUAAGAUAUUAUCAUAACCAUUAAUGCUUUUCCUUAACCCAUUUGUUGUAGGUCGCAACCCCCACUGCUGAACCAGAACCUUUGCCGAAGAGUAGUAGUCUCGCCAAAAUCUCAACCCACACAUCGAUCUCUGAGCCUCCGACGCCCGUGGGUAUUAUCGAAACGCCCAUACUUGAAAAGGUACGUUUUUGCACUUGAAGUGAGAUGUAUAUUACGAAAUCGUAUCUUUCAAGAAUUCGAGUUCUGUUUCGCUCGUCUCCGCAAACGACAACGCACCGCAACUUCCCAGUUUACCGCUGCCUCUUCCCGUGCCAAUUACAACGAGCACAUCAACAAUAGAGGAGAAAACGGAAAAAGAGAAAGAGCGAGAGACAAGUAGCGCUUCUCAGGAACCACAAGUGAGAGAGCACAAUUGUUUUGGUGUAGCAAAGAUAUUUAGAAGGUGGCGGAAACGGAAAGACCUGCGUCGUCGCAUUCAAUCGGUGUGCAGCCGACCAUUUGGGAAACGUAUCGCGUGCUUGGGCAGCAGUACUCAAAAUCUGAUUUGACUGGUGAAUCAUACUAACUCUAGACCGGAAAUAAGUUAAAAAUUUUCAGAGCGGAAACCGAGUGUUGACUCUUUAGAGCAAAUGUUUGAAGCGCGCUUGGCUGAAACUUCAAGAACAACCAAAACCAUUCCAACCGUGAGAACAGACAAAUCGGAUAGUUCAGCUAUUAUGUUCACUGCAAAACCAUAUAAGGAAGAGAAAGAACCCGAGUAAGAAGUGCUUCGCUCAUUUUUUAAAUCUUGAGCUCUUCAGGAAACCUCCCUUGAUCGUUGAAGAGAAAGUUGAAACAGUAGUAGAUAAUGUAACUGAAGAUCCUAAACAAGACGCUGAGGACAUCCAGAAAAACGUCGAUGAAGCUAAAGAGACGCAACUGUAUUAUUUUCAUAUUAUUAUCUGAAAUCCAUAUAAUCUGUUGAUUUUUCCAGAAAAGAGACCGACUCGAAACUAGCUGAUAUGAUUGGAGUGACAUCAUUCCAUUCGUCUCAAGUCCCCACUCCGACCAGACCCCAAUCUCCCGAAGGUGUUUCAAAAGAGGGUCCUGCCGAAAACGAGAGUGGAAGUUUGUCGCCGUCUCUCGAGAGGUCACUCGAAGCAGCGUUGUUGAUUGAAAUGGCGAAAAGAGGAAUCGAACUUCCGCUGUCUCCCAAGACACCUGUACCGACUGCUGGAGAACUUGAGAAGAUUGUCGCGCAGAAAAAGAUCCUAACAGACAGUGAGGAGGAUUCUGACAUUAGACCAGUAAAACCGAGAGAACCUAAAACUGAGCCCCCUUCGACUAAGUCAGAAAGUCGCAAAUCCUCCGCAAAAUCCAUUGUGUCAUCUCGAAAAUCGAGAAUUCCGAGCGCGUCUCAAUCUCGUGCAAAUAGUGCAAAGCAACGAAUUUCUGAGAUUGAUGAGCAGGAUAAUGAGCAGGAAGUGUUUGUUCCACAGGGAGUCAAGACAAUUCACGAGAAGAACAAAUUGAUGAGACGUAGUGGCGCCAGUGAAUUAGUUCCGUCGACAGAUGAGAGUGAUCCUGAAGUCGCGUUCUUCAAGAGACUGGAUAAAAUGAGGCGGGAGACUUCGGAUCGAUAUGCCCCUGUACACCCGGGCAGAAAGUAUUCCAGACGGCGGAAACCUGAAAGAACUCUGUCCAGUAUCUCAGAGAAAAGCGCCGAGAUUGCAGCUGAAGCGGCCCUCGAAUACCCUGUCGACACUUCCAUUUCCUGCCCUCCUACAACUCGGUAACUCGUUUUUUCCUCAUAAGUUUAAAAGCCAUCACGCUCAUUAAUCUUUCAGUUCUUUCCUCGAACCACGUGCUCCACCGGUGCCUCGAUAUGUAUUCAAACGUAAAGUUAUCGAAGCGACAGAUGAAACAUCAGAUGUCGACAUCCCCAAGCUUUCACCUGCGAAGCACUCACAGCCAGUAGUUAGCUCACCCGAAAUACCCGAUGUGACUUUUCAACGAUCAAUGGAAAAUUUGCACAAUUCAGAGUUUGAUAGCAAACCGGAGACAUUAACACAUGGCGGCACUGCCAAAAAGAGCAAUCUGAUGAAGAAAAAACCCGUUAAGGUAAGAAACAUGACAGUAGGACAAUAAGUAAUCGGAAAGAUUCAGAGCAGCGUUGCCGGACCAUCAUCAAGUGUGCAGAGCAGCAGGCCAAGCAGCAAGUUCGGAUCAAAAACUACGAGCCCACGGAAUGGAGACGAGACCCCUGCAUCGCACACUUCUCGAAGCACCCGACAUUCUUUGAUCAGCCGGAAAAUUGCGAUUCGACGACAGGAACUGAAAGCAGUCUCUGGUUCUGCGCAUGA